Molecule: messenger RNA, 3269 nt
Organism: Monomorium pharaonis (pharaoh ant)
Lineage: Eukaryota; Metazoa; Arthropoda; Insecta; Hymenoptera; Formicidae
Gene: wcy
Product: WW domain-containing adapter protein with coiled-coil homolog
Exons: 11
Coding region: 999-2792 (597 amino acids)
Biological process (GO): positive regulation of TORC1 signaling; regulation of autophagy
Cellular component (GO): nucleus
Molecular function (GO): chromatin binding; RNA polymerase II complex binding
Source: RefSeq, a predicted model, not a curated record
AUUGUAAGACAGUCAUCCGUGCUCCUCAUUGAUUGACUGUGAUGUUUGCUCUCUUAAAGCUAUCUUUCACUAGGUGAUAUUAACAAUUAAAUAUAUAGAAUUUCGGUACUCUAAUUAAUUCGUGAGAACGAGUAAAACUGUAAUUAAUCGAAAUACCGCCUGAUUUUUACGUGUGAUGCGAAUUAACUUCCUGCCAGUCUUGUAAACAUAACCUCACUUUUCGAAAAAUCAAUAAUUUAUUCUGGCAAGUAAUCCUCCAAAAAUAUUCGAGUUCCAAUUUCGGUAAAGAUUUCAUUUGGACCUCUCUCAUGUUCCAACGAUUUUCGCGUCACUUUGUUCUGUGUUCUGUCCAAAAUGCCUAUAAACUGUAACAAUCUUCCAAUCAUGGUAAUUUUGUAAAUUCUUUGAGAAAUUUGGACGUCUGUUUCUUCGAUACAAUAUUAAGAAUUCAUGUUAUAUGGUCUGACUUUCAGCUGCAUUUCUUGCACAUAAUAAUUUUUUUCUUGUUUUCUCCAAUGGGGAAAGAAAAGGGGGAAAGAUAAAUCGUGCAGAAGUCAGCAAAAAAAAACAGAUCUUUAUAAUCUUUAUUAUUGAAAUAAGGAAUAUUUACGAGUAACAAGAAAUUGUCAUUUAAUUUAUAAAUAGAAUAAUAUAUAUGUAAUUGAUAUGAAAAAUAAGUUAUGGUAAGAGCGAUUGGCAUUUUUAAGAGCUCACUAAUAAUUCUAUACAGUUAAUUUCAGUUUGAUUUAAUUAAUAUUAUAGAAGAGCUAAAGAUUUUAUACAACUGUAUAAUCAUUUUUACCAUAACGUUCAAUAUUUGAUAUCUGAUUGCUCGUUUGAAUUUGGUUUAAUGUCAUUAGAGUCAAUUCAAUAUAUACAGCUCUCACACAUACAUUCUUACAGACGGCCACUAAAUCAAGACAGUCUGUUGUUCUCAAGUGGGUUAUCGAGCCUAUAAUAUUUAAUAACAUUUUUAAUAACACUCUUAUGUAUUGAGAAUGAAAAAAAACGCAAAGUACAGCAGUUCUAAGGGUGGCUAUUCUUCCUCAACUACGUCGUCGGACAGUCGCUACGAGGGACGUAUGCGCGACUCUCCAAAUGGUAACUCUUACAGUCCAGCUGGCAGCUUGGGAAUGGGCAUGGGGACGGAUCGGGACAGCCCUCGGAAUUACACAUCCAAACCUCUUUACAAGAAGGAGAGAGAAAAUAGAGACUAUAAGCUAUCCUCCUCUAGGGACAAGUAUUCCGAUUGUGCACGAUCCCUAAAAGACAAGAGAAGCCGUGAGAGCAGAGAUUCAGAACACAGGACCAACCACGAUAGGAGUAGUGGGGAGAUCUUACAUCCCUUAAAAUUAUCAUCAAACUCAUCAAGAGAAUCUUCAUCCCAGAGAAAACCAUCACACAAUUCUUGUCAGGAUAAACGUGGUGAUGAGCGAGGAGGUGCAACGGAACGAACGGCCAGAUUUGGCGAUUGGUCAGAACACAUGAGUUCGUCGGGGAAGAAGUAUUAUUACAACUGCAAGACAGAAGUUUCUCAAUGGGAAAAACCACGAGAGUGGAUCAGUCGGACAGAUAAUCGUCAACGUCAAUCUAGUGACUACUCCUCUAGGUCAAGUCAUGAUAAACAUUCCAACUCGCGAUCGAAUAGCAGUAGCAGUAUGCGAGAUGGUAAAUCGUCGCGACAGUCUGACAAACGAGAAUAUUGGAGCUUAUGUAGCGCGAGCGGUGGUGGCAGUAGCAGAGAUGAUGUUUCUGCAAGGGAGAGGGAACGGGAAAAAGAACGGGAAAGGGAACGAGAGCGAGAACGAGAACGUGAACGAGAACGGGAACGAGAAAGAGAAUCUAGAGAAUGUAGAGAAGAAGUUAGUGUAGAACGUCAAACUCAAGAUAUGGAUAUCUCACCAGGCGAUUCUACACCAACUUCAGAACCCUUGACAUCAUCCUGCGCUCACGAUCCACUGCCACAAGGGCCUGUUCUCCUGGCCGCUGCGUUACCUCGAUUAACAUCACAUCCAUCGUCAACGACACCACAGGCAACUGGAAAACUUAGUUCACCAACGCAACAACAGGGAAGCAGUAAUGCUCCGGGACCACCAGUGUCACUGGCAAAUCUCCCAAGAUUACUGUCGCAAAUUACGGGCAACAAAGAACAACCUGACAUCACACCACAGAAGGCAUUACAAACAAUUCAAACAGCUAUUUUGCUAUCUCGACAACAGUCUGUUAGUGGGGAUCGAACUAAUACUGGAAGUGAUGUGAUGGUUCCAUUAAAAGUUGAUACAAGUGGCAAUAUUACAAGCGAGGGUCCACCUACUCCCACACAUUCAGAAACCCAGGAUUGUAUCGACGCGCGAAAAUUAACAAGUCCUGGCGGAACGAAUUCCGGAGUACAAGGUCUAAGCUCCUUGCAAAGUCUCAGUACAUUAGGCUCCCUUGGAAAUUUGAGUAAUACAGGAGGUUUACAAGCAUUAUCAAGAGUGCAACCUCCUUUAACACCUUCUUUAACACCAUCUCUUGCUAAUCAUUACCGGGAAGACUUGACGCAGCAUGUGCGUGCUUUUCCUGCUGAUAUUCUCGAAAAACAGGCACAGAAACUUAGUGAAGAAGCACAUACAAUGGGCAGUUUGCAGUGUACAAGAGUGUCCGCAGAGUUGAAAACGGCACGCUCGAUAGUGAGGCUGACAGAAAUUCAGGCAACGUUACAGGAACAAAGGAUAUUAUUCCUCCGUCAACAAAUUCAAACACUGGAGGAGUUAAAAUCCCAAAAUUCCUUCAUGUCUGACGAUUCUUAGUGUAAGAAUCUUUAUAAAAUAAUUAUAAUUACAAUCUAUAAUUAAUUCAAGCAAAAUAAAACAUGAUUAUUAAUAUUCUCAUUAAUAUUGAAUAAUUAAGAUUGUACCUAAAUUAUAUAAUAUCGUAAUAGAAGUGAUAUAUAUAGCGAAUGAACGUGGGCUGCUCAGAGAGGAUCGGCUGUUCCAUUUAUCAGCCAACGAGUCUUAAUAACUAAUUAAUGAAUUUAUUAGUGAAUCCACCUCUCUGAGAAGCACAGCAGGCCUAUCCAAGUCGCAAACACAACACUAAAUAAUUAGAAGAAUGAAUCAAUUUUAUCAGUUCAAUGCAAACUACUGAAUUGUAUAUCUGAAUUGUCCACCAUCGUCUUGUAUUUACCUAUGUUAUACGUGUCAAUGUUUCAUAUCCCAAGAUUAAGCGGCAUUUUAACUAGUUGAAACAUUUUUGUUGUAAAUCUCGGAAUAAAAUUCGUGCCACAA